AUAUUUUUGUACUCAGUAUGAAUAAUAACCCUUGACCCUAGUUUAUCACUUUGUAGCAAUCAGUUUGUGUCAGUGUUAUAUAUAGUUCAGUUCUUUUAGUAGAGUUAUUGCCGUUAGACGCUUGAAAAAUGAUAUUCAUAUUAUUUUUGUCUAUAAUUUGCCCUUUGCUCUGUUAUGGAUGUCAAUUUCAUUGCAGUCGAGACUUUGCCAUGGUUAGCUUAAAGCGCCCGACCUAUGACUUCUCGGUUCGCAUUUUAGAUCGUGUCUCACAAGAAACUGGUGGCCAUUUCGUUUUUUCUCCUAUAUCUACAUGGCUACAGUUAAUGACGCUUGCCGAAGGUGCAAAAGGGCCUACAGCAGAUGAAAUAUGGAAGGUAACCAGAUACCACAGAAGGAAAUGCUUUCGUAGAAAAUAUCGAGAAAUCUUUAAUUUAAUGGAUGAGGAACUACUGCCAAUGACAAAAAGAUCCAGUACCAUCGUAGUUAAUAAACUCUUAAAUGUGAAAAAAAAAUUUACAAAUGAAGUGAUGAAAAGUAAGGAAACAAGAGUGCUUUCAAUAGAUUUUUAUGAUACAGUUGGUGCAGCUGAGAAAGUUAACGAUAUUAUUAAAACAAAUAUGGAUCAAGUUAUCGAGGAGGGAUUGUAUCAAGAUGAUUUUAAUUUAACUGUGUUGUUAUUUGUUGACACAGCGUACUUCAGAAGUGACUGGCAGGCACCAUUCAACCCAGUAUACACUUCAAGAGAAUCAUUCUAUUCGGAAGAAAAUAAACGUAUUGGUGAAGUUAAACUGAUGACACAAAUUGGAUACUUCAACGUAACUGAUGUCUCAUAUGUGAAUGCGAGGGUCUUAGAACUACCUUUUAGUCUAGAAGGCAGAGUAUCAAUUUUAAUACUACUACCAAUGGAGGGUUCUGUAAAAGAUAUGUAUUACAAAUUGAAAGACAUUCGAUUGACGACCAUAUAUAGUUUAUUUAAAUUAACAGGCCCUGUGUUGGUGUCUGUAAAACUGCCAAGGUUUAAAAUAACUACGAACUUGGUAAAUAUACCUGAAUUGUUAUAUGAUAUGGGCGUUAAGAGAGUAUUUUACCCAAAUUUGGCUGAUUUAAGCGGGAUAAGUGAUUAUAUGACGCAUGCUUCAAUAAUGACUCAAAUAUCUGAUAUAGAAAUAACAGAAAAGGGUGUGAAUGCCAGUUCUAUGGCCGAGUCUCUCAUAUCCAAUCCGUACACAAAAGAAGAAUUUGUCGCUAAUCGUCCAUUUGCUUAUUUAAUAGUUGAUAGGAAAACUGAUAUUAUUUUAUUCGCUGGUAUGUACAGUAAUCCGUCUAUUUAUUAAACUUAAACAAAUA
Molecule: messenger RNA, 1347 nt
Organism: Pieris rapae (cabbage white)
Lineage: Eukaryota; Metazoa; Arthropoda; Insecta; Lepidoptera; Pieridae
Gene: serpin-14
Product: serine protease inhibitor 77Ba-like
Exons: 1
Coding region: 129-1334 (401 amino acids)
Molecular function (GO): serine-type endopeptidase inhibitor activity
Source: RefSeq, a predicted model, not a curated record